CUUCUUGGGCGAAUUCAGAAUCUCAGAUCUCCCCUAUAAAGAGUCUCCCUCCUGCCUCCGUCCGUCUUCUUCUCCGUCCAUUCAUUCUCUUGCUUGACUUUCUUGACGACCUGCGGAGAGGCAGGGAGAGAGAGAGAGGCGGAUAGACAGUGCGAGGGUUUAUCGGUCGUAGAUUUGGGGGAGGGGGAGGGGAUGGCAGGGGAGUUGGAGAAGAGGGCGUCGGAGGCCUUCCUGGAUGAUAACUUCGAACUCGCCCUGGAGCUCUACACGCAGGCGCUGUCGUUGGACGGGCAGAACGCCAAUCUCUUGGCGAAUCGGGCACAGGUCAACAUUAAGCUCGAGAGAUUCACAGAUGCUGUUGCUGAUGCAAGUAAGGCGAUUGGGUUGGAUCACUCUAUGACGAAAGCUUACUUGCGAAAAGGCAUCGCCUGCAUCCAACUUGAAGAGUUUGAGACAGCGAAGGUAGCCCUGAAAGCAGGUGCUUCAUUGGACCCAAGCAACAUGAAAUUCAAGAAUUUGAUUGAGGAGUGUGACAAGCGCAUUGCAGAGGAAAUGAAUGACACACUGAAGGCACCAGUGUCAAUGGAUCUUCAAAGUUCUGUUUUGCAUCCACUUGAAUCCCCAACCACAGGGAAUGAACCUGCAAAGGAGAAAGUCUCUGGGCAAGCCAGCGGACGUUCUACUUCAGCUUUAGAUUCUCCAAAGCCAAAAUAUAGGCAUGAGUUUUACCAGAAGCCAAAUGAAGUAGUUUUGACUAUUUUUGCUAAGGGAAUACCUGCAGAAAAUGUCAAUAUUGAAUUUGGAGAACAGAUGUUAAGUGUUGCCAUUGAUGUUCCCGGUGAAGAGACUUUCUUUUUUCAACCACGCUUGUUUGCAAAGAUUGUUCCUGAAAUGUGCAGAUAUGAGGUAUUGUCUACAAAAAUUGAAAUCCGCCUUCAUAAAGCUGAUACUAUCAAUUGGACAACUCUGGAAUAUAAGAGAAAGGCAAAGGCUUCUACUUUACCUAAGCUGAACUCACCAACAGAUUUGAAAACGGAAAGGCCCACAUACCCAUCUUCGAAGAGCAAAGGUAUCGACUGGGAUAGAUUGGAAGCAGAAGUUAAAAAUGAGGAAAAGGAUGAGAAAUUGGAUGGUGAUGCUGCUUUAAACAAGUUCUUCCGUGAUAUAUAUCAGAAUGCUGAUGAGGAUACAAGACGAGCAAUGAGCAAGUCGUUUGUUGAAUCAAAUGGAACAGUGCUUUCGACGAACUGGAAAGAUGUUGGUACAAAAAAGGUGGAGGGAAGUGCACCCGAUGGUUUAGAGUUCAGGCAAUGGGAAUACUAGUGGCAUACCGUGUGCACUCUUUUCCAUGAUGUGUUGAGUUGAGACGGUAACUUUGGUUAUGUUGUCUAUUUUUCAUGUAAUCCUAAGCGACCGCUCUGCAGAAGUGGAACUUCUUUCCUCCCAAUGUGGUUGUUAAUGGUUAAUGUUGGUCCUGUGAAUGAUGUUAAUAAUUUUCUUUGUUGGUUGAUUUUGGGUAAAUGAGUUUCUUCUUUGAAAUGUAAAACAAAAGUGCUCUGUUGUUUGACUAUGGAAAUAUUUUAUUUUGUGGCUGCUGCUGCUGCCGAAGGCUUUUGCAGCUGUAACUGAACUUCUGAUCAGCAGCACAAACAAUAUUGAAAUUUUCAAGGCCUUCGUUA
Nymphaea colorata (pocket water lily) is the source of this 1679-nucleotide messenger RNA. RefSeq names its product protein SGT1 homolog A-like. The coding region runs from base 193 to 1323 and encodes 376 amino acids. Gene Ontology annotation, biological process: protein stabilization; defense response to fungus. Gene Ontology annotation, cellular component: nucleus; cytoplasm. The transcript has 10 exons. Gene Ontology annotation, molecular function: protein-folding chaperone binding. The record is from RefSeq and is a predicted model, not a curated record. NCBI's taxonomy places the organism in Eukaryota, Viridiplantae, Streptophyta, Magnoliopsida, Nymphaeales, Nymphaeaceae.